CCGUUAGCGGGGGUCAAAUGGCAACACUGAAGACGGAUCUGCGAGGAAAAGAUGGAGCAGAUUAUCCUGCUGUGUGCGCUCUCAGCGUGUCUCUCAGCUGUGAAUGCUCAGAAAUUUCUACUCAGUCCCAAAUGGGUUCCUGUUGGUAUCAGAGAGCCGGAAGGGAAGAAAGAAGGAACUGCGAUGGAUAAAAUAAUCAAAGCGAACGAGAUUUAUGCUUCCCGCAUCAUAGACGGCUCCAGCACCCUCAGGGAGGGAGACAUCGCUGUGUCCACUGGAAGGCGCUCCAAGAUCUGCUUCGCCCGGACCUGCCUCUGGUCCAAGUCUGUGGACGGACACGUCUACGUUCCCUACAUGCUCUCGCCUGAAUACUCUGUCAUCGAGACGAAGCUGAUAAAGGAGGGAAUGGACAACAUAGAGGACAGCACCUGCAUCCGCUUUGUUCCUCGCACUCACCAGAGAGACUACAUCGACAUCCAGCCAAAGUCAGGGUGUUGGUCCUACCUUGGCUCUCGUGGCGGCAGACAGACCCUGUCUCUCCAGAAUCCGGAUUGUAUGCAGAUCGGAGUGAUUUCCCAUGAAUUUAUGCAUGCCCUAGGCUUUGUGCAUGAGCAGUCCCGCUUUGAUCGGGACAACUACGUCACCAUUAUGUGGCCAAACAUUUGGAGAGAUCGGCUGAGAAACUUUGAGAAGUUUAAGACCGACAGUCUGGACCUGCCAUAUGACUUCGGCUCAAUUAUGCACUUUGGGAUGUAUGCCUAUUCAAUGUCCGGAGAGCCAACCAUCGUGCCAAAGAACGGCAGGAUCGUCAAGCUCGGCCAUUCGUCGUCCCUCAGUCACACCGACAAGCUGAAAAUCAACAGACUUUAUCAGUGCGCCGUGAACGACGACUAGUACCCGAACCGAGCCGAGGUGAAGCAGGAGUCCUCUGGAGGCAAAUCGGAAUGAUUCGCCGCCGAGAUUCCUGCGGAGAUAUCGGGAUUAAAAUCGCAUAAUAAAGCUUUGUUUGAGACCUUACUUUAUCUAGCUGAACUUUGUGUUUGUUUAAGUGAGACAGAUUUUAUGUUCAACAGGUUGUGAGACAGGAACGGGCGUAAACCUUUGCUGUUGUACAGUGAAAGAUGAGUUGAACGUUGCUGUCUUGUUUUAAGUAGUCACUUAAAUGUCCCCUCUCAUUUACCGCAAUAAAAUACAUGUUCAUGAAUAAAAAAAA
Fundulus heteroclitus (mummichog) is the source of this 1213-nucleotide messenger RNA. RefSeq names its product high choriolytic enzyme 1 (gene hce2l2). Gene Ontology annotation, biological process: proteolysis. The record is from RefSeq and is a predicted model, not a curated record. The transcript is spliced from 9 exons. NCBI's taxonomy places the organism in Eukaryota, Metazoa, Chordata, Actinopteri, Cyprinodontiformes, Fundulidae. Gene Ontology annotation, molecular function: zinc ion binding; metalloendopeptidase activity. Bases 52 to 894 code for a protein of 280 amino acids.